Messenger RNA from Chenopodium quinoa (quinoa), 2245 nucleotides. RefSeq lists its product as uncharacterized. NCBI's taxonomy places the organism in Eukaryota, Viridiplantae, Streptophyta, Magnoliopsida, Caryophyllales, Amaranthaceae. The transcript is spliced from 18 exons. Gene Ontology annotation, molecular function: protein dimerization activity; DNA-binding transcription factor activity, RNA polymerase II-specific; RNA polymerase II cis-regulatory region sequence-specific DNA binding. The record is from RefSeq and is a predicted model, not a curated record. The coding region runs from base 213 to 2003 and encodes 596 amino acids. Gene Ontology annotation, biological process: regulation of transcription by RNA polymerase II.
ACCCAAAAAAAUAAAAAUCAUGAAAAAUAUUUGUUUUUAUUUGUCUUCACUUUAUUGCAAUGAAAUCCAAAUUGGAUACAGGAGUAAUGCCAAGAUACUUGCAAAGAAAUCAGAACUUCCUCUUGCCUAUAUAUUGCAGACAUUGCAGAGAACUUCCUUGUCUAAAUUGCCUAUAUUUUCCGUAAAUUAUAGUACUAAUCUCUUUUAUUAUCAUGGUUAAAAAAAUAGAACAGUUGAAGCUCAUCGAGAAUGAGCCUAGCAGGCAAAUAUGUUUUGCAAAACGACGAAAUGGACUUAUGAAGAAAGCCUUAGAAUUACAUAUGGUGUGUGAUGUUGAUUCUAUUGUUAUAGCCUUCUCACCUGCUGGUCGCCUCAGCUUCUUUUGUGGUGGCAACAGAAGGGUUGAAGACAUUAUAAGGCACUUUGCAGCAUUGCCAGAAGAUAUCCGAGGCUUCCAGAUACCAGAUCCAGAGUUGUGGGUUUUACUUGAAACACUGGACAAGCUUAAAGAACAAACAAAGGAGCACAUCCAAAAUGACAGUACCAUUUCGGCUAUCCAGAGAGAACUUUCUCAGGUGGAAAAAGAGAUUCAGGGUGCUUUAAUUGAGACGAGGAGAUACGAACCCUUGCAUGCAGUGAUAAUGACAAUUGAAGAAGCAAACCUUUCUGAAGAACUCCUUGAGGAGACACUUGCCCGCGUCCAAGAAAGAAAGCAAGAGCUAACAGCUAAGGAUAAUGAAGAUGCAUCUCAAGAAAUGCCUGAUGCCAUGAAUGGAGCAGAAACUUCUUCACCAAAACCUGUGGAUGUAGUUCAGCAAGCCGAGCCUGAGCACCAAGUGAAUGAGAACUCUAAUGAGAACCAACACCAAUCACCUACUGCAGAAGGCAUUCAAGAUGCAUUGAUGAGGCAGAGCAGUCCAUCGAAACAUCUACCGCCAGAAGUGGCUAGUCCUAAUCUACUGCCAGAAGUGGCUAGUCCUGAUCUACUGCCAGUAGUGGCUAUUCCUAAUCCUCAGCAUGCUGGAACAUCGUUUACCAGCCUUUUAAAUGCCGCAGAUGUUGCAGAAGAAACCGCAUCUGCUUUUAGGGGAGUGGUCUUCUCCCAACCGCCAGAUCAGAACCACAACUCCUCACCCUUGCUACAAAAUCAGUUCAAUUUAUUCCAAGAUGGUCUCCUUCACACUUAUUCCUAUUCGAAUGUUAAUACAACAGGAGUCAAUCAAUCUUCAGAAUGCAAUGAGAUCAGCACAGUUGGAACUGCAAAUGGUAAUAAUUACCCAUUUUCAAGCUUGAUUUCCCCAAAUUUACAGCUACAGCCUUCCCCUGCAAGCUUCAAAGUGCCUGAUUACCGAAUGCAGCUUCCUAUGCCGGCCCCUCAUUACUACCAAAUAUCUCAGCCAAGGCCAUUAGGAGACAGCAGCAACAUGUCGCCUUUCAGUACUCCGCAGUGGUCUAAUCAAAGAACUCUGCAGCAUGAUCCAACUCUCUUUGUGCGAAAUCCACAGUGGUCUAAUCAGAUUAUUCUGCAGCAAAAUCCAACCGCCGUUGGACAGAAUGCACUUCAACGAACCAGCUAUCAGGGCUUGUUUAGUUCAUUUGAUAGGAUGGAUAGCAUGUAUCCAGACUCAAGAUCACCAGCCUUCAUCCCAAGACCACCACAUCUGCAAAUGAAUCGCCAGUCGAUGGGAGGUCUAAACAAUGGCCCAAAUCUUUCUCUGGACUUACAAGGGCUAUUUGCCAACAAUUCUCCGAGGAAAGCACCUUGGGAAGAUGACUUUGAUCUGAGGCGGGCAAGUUACCAGAAUGGGAAUACAGCACCAAACAAUACUGAUUCUCCAGCUUCUAUUCUUAUUCCCGAUCCUAGGCCUAUAGGAAAUGCACUCUAUAGUCCUGAAUAUGCACAUAUGGGCUUGGCCAUUGACCCCCAUAUCCGGAAUCUUCAAGAAGUAAUAAGAUAUGAUAAUGGCAGAGGACAUCAAGGAAACCAGCAAGGAAACGAAUGAUGAUUGAUGCUCCAAGAAUGGUUUAAACUCAAUAUAUUGAGUGUCAAUUUGCUCAUUACAAGACAAUUUGACCAUCUUUUUAUCUUCAAGUUAUUUUCUUGUGUUUUGUGUUAAGAAUAUGACCCACAUUUAUGUGAGUUUAAAUUACUCAUGGAGUCAUUUUAUGUGUAUUGGAUUAUUCCCUCCUACCUGUAUACUUUUGGUUUAUGGAUGAAACUCCACAUAAUUUAUUUAGUAUUUUU